GUUAGCAACGGCGAUUCAAGCUAGUAAAAAGCUGUGGUCCGUCUUAGCGUAACAGUAAUACAACUGCUAAUCUACAUUAUCUUUCCACCGAGUGUCUGGAAACCGAUGGGGGUAGCUGUUAGUCAUUUCAAUGUUCAGCUGUGCUCGUGAAUUAGCUUUAACAUUAUUAAAUGAUUACUGCUAACGCAGAUGGUGGCUAACCAAUUGUGAAUUGUAUUAACCGCGGCUAGCUAGCUAGCUUACGUUAACAUUAGCAAAUACGCGUCCUGUAGCAAACCUACGUUGUUGUUGGCAGUUACAAGCCGUUAUCAGGUUAACUGUGCUUUUCGGUUACCGACCUUGGACGGCUGGUUGUACAUCUCUGUGUUUUCCCCCAGUUACUAUAAUACUACUGUAAUACUAUAACCUAAAGAAAAGUGGGGAUAAUGCACCACGUAAAGAUCAAGACCGAACGGCCAGAUUCAGAGGGGACUGGAGCACGCAGCAGACUGGAUGCUGUGCUACAGGGACUUGUAGAGAGGACUGAAAACGAAAGGGAGCAAAAUGAAGGUGAUGCUGGAAAAAUAUCAGCGGACUCAUUAAGCAAGGAUUUGUCUCCAUCAUCUGCUGGAAAAAGGCCAUCUGCUCGAUUUCCACAGCAUCGGAGGAAGAAGCGAAAAGAGAUGGAUGAGGGCAUACCGGAGAGCAAUCAGCACAAACAAAAUUCUUACAUUAUAAAGUUGUUUGAUCGCAGUGUGGAUCUGGCUCAGUUCAACACCUGCACCCCACUGUAUCCUAUCUGUCGUGCCUGGAUGAGGAACAAUCCUUCUGUUCGGGAACCACCUGCUUCCCCGAGCCCCUCACACAGUAUGGUAGAAGAAGAGGUUACUGACAUGAUCAAUGGUAAAGGUCAGAAUGUGUACAGGCUCCCUCCUCCAACCUCCUGUCCAAUCAGCACAUCUGGCGAACCCAUCAAUCUCAGGAUCCCACAGACUGAAAAACCCACCAUUACCAAGUUAACAGAAUCAGUUCCUCUAUCGGGUUCCCUCAUAUGCGACCACAUGGAACGUUGGAAAAAGAUACGGCAAAAAUGGAAGGAGUGCUCCAACAAGAACCAGUUACGAUACGGCGAGAGUAUCAAGGUCCUGAAGGAGAUGAAGGAGCUCUAUGAUCGCUAACUGGCUUGCAACUCUCCACAGAAUGGACUCUAUGCAGUUAGAAAGGAGCCACAACGUAACAGUCAAUGUCUGAAAACACCUGCCACCUACUCAGUCGGACUCAUAGGAAAGCAUGAACACAACAACCCCGAGCCUUAUAAAAACUAUACGUCCUAUGCAUUGCAGGAAAAAAAACAUUUUGAUGUUUGUUUGAAGUUUGUUGCAGUUUUUGUUUGUGAUACAGACUAAUUUUAUUCGUAGAAAUUCUGUGUAGACAUCUGAUUGAAUUAACUUGAUCAUCAGUAGUACUUUUGUGACAUCCUCAGCAUUAAAAAAACUGAUUUACA
Messenger RNA from Acanthopagrus latus (yellowfin seabream), 1483 nucleotides. RefSeq names its product lin-37 DREAM MuvB core complex component (gene lin37). Gene Ontology annotation, biological process: negative regulation of transcription by RNA polymerase II. The transcript has 9 exons. Gene Ontology annotation, cellular component: transcription repressor complex; Myb complex. The coding region runs from base 426 to 1157 and encodes 243 amino acids. NCBI's taxonomy places the organism in Eukaryota, Metazoa, Chordata, Actinopteri, Spariformes, Sparidae. The record is from RefSeq and is a predicted model, not a curated record.